AUGGCCGAACCAUUGACACCAGUUCACUUCUUCUCUCACGGCAGCACGAUGAUGCUAGGGGAAGACUCAAGGUCUGCUGACUACUGGAAAGCCGCCGGAGAUGCAGCGCUCGCCAACGGCGUCAAAGGCAUCAUCGUCAUGGGCGCGCACUGGGAUUGCAAGCAGGACCAUGCUGUGCAGGUCGCCAUGACGGCCGAGCCGGUCAAGCAACCCGUUGGCAAUGUUCACCCUUCCAAAUACGAACAUUACAGGCUCAAACCAGAUCUCGAGACCGGCGCACGCUGCAUCUCCAUGCUCAACGCUGCAGGCAUCAAUGCCAGUGGUAACGAAUCUUUUCAGUGGAUUCACGAUGUCUUUUUAGUACUUGUUCGGAUGUUUCCAGAUGACAACACCUUGCCACCGACAACCAUCAUCUCGGCCAAUGCCCGUUACGACCCGCACUUUCACGUCCGUGUUGGUGCCGCCCUGAGGCCACUCCGUGCGGAGAAUUACCUCCUGAUCGGCAGCGGCGGUGCCGUCCACAACUUAUACCGCAACGUCUGGUAUCCGAUGCUGCUAUACAAAGACAACUUCGCACAGCCCACGCCGCCAGAGCCCUGGGCAUUGGAAUUCCGGCAGGCUUUCCGGGACGUAGUGGAGCAGAAUAGUGGACCUGCGCUCCGGCGAGGACUUACUAGGUUGAUGAAGCACCCACAUUUCAGAGAUGCACACGCCACCGAUGACCACUACAUGGCUGCGUUGUUCGUCGCAGGAGCUGCAGGUGAUAUACGAGACGAGGGGAGCGUGGGCAUGCUGAUGGCGGAGGAUUGGGAGUUGACCAAUAUGUGCAGUAAGUUGUUUAAUUUUCCACUGAACGUGCCUUAG
Cyphellophora europaea CBS 101466 is the source of this 864-nucleotide messenger RNA. RefSeq lists its product as uncharacterized. Gene Ontology annotation, molecular function: oxidoreductase activity, acting on single donors with incorporation of molecular oxygen; ferrous iron binding; zinc ion binding. Bases 1 to 864 code for a protein of 287 amino acids. The transcript is spliced from 2 exons. The record is from RefSeq and is a predicted model, not a curated record. NCBI's taxonomy places the organism in Eukaryota, Fungi, Ascomycota, Eurotiomycetes, Chaetothyriales, Cyphellophoraceae.